AUGCUGUUCAACCACCAAGAAGUGCUCGUAUCACGAACAUCCAGAUUUAUAGGCAGUUUAACGAUCAAGCGAUGUCUCUCGAAAAAUGCCAACUACAUCACCACCCCGAUCUUUUAUGUGAACGCAAAACCUCAUUUAGGGCAUUUUUACUCGAUGACACUUGCGGAUGUGCAGAAUAGAUGGAUGAAAUUCAAUAACAGGGAGACUUUUUUCACUACCGGCACUGAUGAGCAUGGUUUGAAGGUUCAGCUGGCUGCACAGAAGGCAGGACUACCACCAAAGCAAUUUUGCGAUGGUUUGUCCCAAAAGUUUAAAGACUUGGCACGGAUUGGUGAGAUCGAAUAUGAUAGAUUUAUUCGGACGACAGAUCCAGACCACAUUAAGGCAGUCACGAGUUUUUGGAAUGUGGUGCAGAAGACAGGAUGUAUAUAUGAAGGCCAGCAUAGUGGAUGGUAUUCGAUCUCGGACGAGGCCUUUUAUACUGACACUGAUAUAGAGGAGGCUGUAGAUGGGAAAACUGGCAAGAAGAUGAUGGUUUCAAAAGAGACGGGGUCGGAAGUGAUCUUCCAAAGUGAGGAUAACUACUUUUUCAGGAUCAGCGAGUUCCAAGACUCUUUAAUUAAGUUCUAUAACAGUCAUCCGGACUUUGUGCAACCGCAAAAAUACUAUGACCAGGUGAUGCACGAGCUCACGUCGGAAAAACUGCCUGAUUUGAGCAUAUCAAGACCUUCAUCUCGUCUAGAAUGGGGAAUCAAAGUGCCAAAUAACGACGAUCAAAAGAUGUACGUGUGGUUUGAUGCGCUUGUCAACUAUAUCACCUCACUCGGAUACCCAGAAGUUACCGACAACCUUACACCCGCCUCGCAUUUGGUCGGUAAAGACAUCACGAGAUUCCAUUGCAUCUAUUGGCCCAUCUUUCUUAUGGCCGCAAAGUUGCCAAUGCCAAAAAGAAUUGUGGUCCAUGGCCAUUGGCUCAUGGAUGGCCGAAAAAUGAGUAAAAGCAGGGGAAAUGUGGCUGAUCCGGUCGAUAUUUCGGCAUAUUACGACGCUGAUGCCCUACGUUUAUUCAUGAUGAGAAAUGCGACACUCACCUCUGAUUGUGACUACUCGGAGGUUAAAGUUUUUGAUACUAGAAACGAGUUUAUCGACAAGUUCUGCAACAUGGUCAUGAGAGGUCUUUCGAAGUCCUUUAACUACGAAAACUCGCUCUCUCUCAUUAAGAAGUCGUCUCUCAAGGGUAUAUCGGAGCAUAUGGAGCCAGACAAAUCUUUAGAGAAGGAUGUGACUGAUUUAUUUGAUACAGUAAACGGGCUUCCCUCGAGUAUUGAUGCAGAUGUGUCUAAUUUCAUUAUGCCGCCUGCACUGGAGCAGAUCUGGGAUAUCUCACGGAGAGCAAACAUGCUAUUUGAGAAGUAUAAGCCCUGGGAGUUGAAGGAGAAAGUUACAAACUCAGAUGCCGUGAACAGUGCCAAUUUAAAUAGAAGGACACUAAUUGUUUUUGCUGCUGUUGACUCCAUGAGAUGCGUGUUUAUAUUAUUGCAGUGUUUUGCUCCACUGUAUGCCAAGAAGCUCUUGGAUACUUUGCAUGUUUCCAAGGAUAGAAGAAGUUUGAAAUAUGCGAGAAUUGGUGCAGACCUCGACUACGCGAAGGAUGUGAAGAUAAAGAAGCAUGGGUCUGUUCCGAUUGUGAAGGUAGACUUGAGGAAAUGA
Brettanomyces bruxellensis is the source of this 1710-nucleotide messenger RNA. RefSeq lists its product as uncharacterized. Bases 1 to 1710 code for a protein of 569 amino acids. The record is from RefSeq and is a predicted model, not a curated record. NCBI's taxonomy places the organism in Eukaryota, Fungi, Ascomycota, Pichiomycetes, Pichiales, Pichiaceae. Gene Ontology annotation, biological process: methionyl-tRNA aminoacylation. Gene Ontology annotation, molecular function: ATP binding; methionine-tRNA ligase activity. The transcript has a single exon.